AUGGAAACAAUAGAACAAGUCUAAAUUCAGAUAUCCUCUAUUGAUUAAUCAACUUCCUUAAAUUUAAAUGGUUGGGAAUCAAUUGAUACAGACUUGAAUGAAUAGGCUAUUUUUCAAGACUAGGAUUAGUUUCUAUCAAUUUUAAGAAAGCAUUAAUUUGUCAUUGGUAUUUCUAAACCUUUAGAAACAAGAGUUGGCUUAAAUUCAAUAUAAAAAAAUAAAAUCACUAUUAAAGGUCGAUUAGGAAUUCAAACUAAGCUACCUUGA
Messenger RNA from Paramecium sonneborni, 267 nucleotides. The record is from the annotation of a GenBank genome assembly. NCBI's taxonomy places the organism in Eukaryota, Ciliophora, Oligohymenophorea, Peniculida, Parameciidae.